AUGAGUGCUACGUCCUCUACUAGAACGCAAGAUCUUCCACCGAAAGGAGGCUAUGCCCCUUUCCAAACCGAAAGGACUAAAUUACGUAGCGUUUUAAAUGCAAAAAAGACGUUUGGGCUUCUCGUAGCUAGCACCUUAUUUGGGAUGUAUGGCUAUGGCAUGACUUAUAAGAAGAUUAAAAAAGAAGAAAUCGAAAUGAGGAGUGCACAUUUUGCUAUAUGGCCACUGUUGCUAGCAGAGCGUGACAGAUCUGUUUUAAAGACAAUGAGACGUAAUCGAGAGUAUGAGGCAGAGUUGAUGAAGGAUGUCGAGAGAUGGGAAGUUGGUACAUACUAUGGAGAGCCAAUAUACUUUUUGGAUGGUGAAAAUCAAUACAGGGAUCCCUUGUUUGGUGAACAUUUUGCACACACUGAUCCUAAUAUAUUCGCGGAACGUGUUGUUCGUCACUUGUUUACAUAAAAAUAUCAGUUUUUAGUAUUUAUGCAGUGGUUGUGGCUAUAUGCUAUAAGCUAUAUAGUUAUGGCUCAAAAGACCUGUACAUGUAGUCUAUUAACAAUAAUAAGAAUGUGUAAUUAUGAUUUUUAAAUCUCUGUGAGUAAUAGAUCUACAAAAUGGGUCUAUAGAGGAAAAUAAAAUUAUAUAAGAGUCACUUCUAAUAAUA
Odontomachus brunneus is the source of this 661-nucleotide messenger RNA. It is a transcript of the gene ND-B16.6, whose product is annotated as NADH dehydrogenase [ubiquinone] 1 alpha subcomplex subunit 13. The transcript has 3 exons. Lineage: Eukaryota; Metazoa; Arthropoda; Insecta; Hymenoptera; Formicidae. The coding region runs from base 1 to 459 and encodes 152 amino acids. The record is from RefSeq and is a predicted model, not a curated record.